AUGAAGUGUUUCCAGUUCUAUAGCAGAGAUAAAAAGGAAGACCAAAAAUCCACCACGAGGCCAAGUUCGGGCCUUUCUUCGUUUGCCGAUCAUGAAGUAAGGCAAUUUGGAUCCGAAUUAAACUCUCGAAAUGCAUCAGACGCGAGCUCCGAGUCGAGGGGCCGUAAUCAGUUACCGAAUAUGUCCGAGAGGAGCAGUAAUCUCAAGGAUUUUACUUUUUCCGAACUGAAACAAGCGACCAAAAACUUCAGCCGGACGGCUAGACUCGGAGAAGGUGGAUUUGGAUGUGUCUUUAAAGGCGUGAUUAGGAGCUCUGAGGACCCAUCGAAGAAAAUCGACGUGGCUGUAAAACAAUUGGGUCGAAGAGGAUUGCAGGGUCACAAAGAAUGGGUGACUGAAGUUAAUGUUCUGGGUAUUGUCGAGCAUCCAAAUCUCGUGAAGCUGAUUGGCUACUGUGCUGAGGACGAUGAAAGAGGAAUACAGAGGCUUCUAAUAUAUGAAUAUAUGCCCAAUGGCAGCGUUGAAGAUCAUUUGUCGGUUAGAACUAUUAGUACACCCCUUUCAUGGGAGAUGAGGCUCAAAAUUGCUUUAGAUGCUGCUAGGGGAUUGGCUUACCUUCAUGAGGAAAUGGAUUUUCAGAUUAUCUUUAGAGAUUUCAAAUCGUCCAAUAUUCUUCUAGACGAGCAGUGGAAUGCGAAACUAUCGGACUUUGGAUUGGCUCGAUUGGGACCUGCAGAAGGACUAACACAUGUCUCAACUGCGGUUGUUGGGACUUUAGGCUAUGCUGCACCCGAAUACGUCCACACGGGCCGCCUCACGUCAAAGAGCGACGUUUGGAGCUUCGGCGUGUUCCUCUAUGAACUUAUCACGGGCCGGCGCCCGCUGGAUCGUAACCGGCCGAGGGCCGAGCAGAAGCUUCUAGAAUGGGUAAAACCGUACUUGUCAGACGCCAAGAAGUUCCAGAUGAUACUGGAUCCAAGGCUAACCAAGGAAGGUAGUAAACAGAUCCUCCGUUCGGCCCACAAGCUCUCACUCGUCGCAAACCGUUGCCUGGCCCGUUUGCCGAGAGCCCGGCCCACUAUGGGCGAGGUCCGGGAAAUGAUCAGCCAAGUCCUGGAGGCAUCGGCAGAUUGUGGGGCCCACGGGAGCCUACCCGAGCCGGCCGUGAGGGGCGGCGUUGGAAAAGAGGGAAAAAAUAUUUUUUUAAAAAACGAGGGAAAGGGUAAAAGGAGAAUGGUGGAUUUAAAAAUCGGGGAUGGCGGGUGGCUCGUGCGUGUUUGGACGUCAAAGCUCGUGAGGACUUGCUGA
Striga hermonthica is the source of this 1308-nucleotide messenger RNA. NCBI's taxonomy places the organism in Eukaryota, Viridiplantae, Streptophyta, Magnoliopsida, Lamiales, Orobanchaceae. The record is from the annotation of a GenBank genome assembly.